Messenger RNA from Arabidopsis thaliana (thale cress), 224 nucleotides. RefSeq lists its product as uncharacterized. Lineage: Eukaryota; Viridiplantae; Streptophyta; Magnoliopsida; Brassicales; Brassicaceae. The transcript has a single exon. The coding region runs from base 1 to 162 and encodes 53 amino acids. The record is from RefSeq and is marked reviewed.
AUGCCCAGUUGGCCUAUUUCCCAGUUUCUUCGCAGUGACAUACCAAGUCGAAUCUACAACUUCUUCAAAAGUUUGCCGCUGACCAAGGCAGAGCUAGACUUUCCAAGUGAAAUCAACAACUUCUUCACAAUGCCUCCGACCAUCGAAGAGCACAUGUCCUGACAGAUUUUGCAACGACGGCUGUUGUGUUUGUGUUUUUUUGUCUAAAGAUUUAUUUUGACGUC